GGCCAUCCUCUUCCUUUACCCAAAUAAUAAAUAAUUUCUACCUUUUUUAUUUAUUUUUCGUCUUUUCUUUUCUUUUUUUCUCAUUUCUCAAUAUGAUUUGAUCUGAUCGAUAUUCGAUACACAUUUUAUUUUUCUUCUUUGCGUCGCGAUCUUGAUUCAUUCAUCUUUUAUCAUCGCAAAAAUCCGAUUUCGCGACGCGAUACGAGCCCUAAUCUAAUCGGAAUUUGAUUGAUUGAUUUAUUAAGCAUGGCGGCAUCGCGGCGUCUCCGGGAGCUUCAAGCGCAACCGGGGAACAGAAUCUGCGUGGAUUGCUCUCAGAAGAAUCCGCAAUGGGCGUCCGUCUCCUACGGCGUCUUCAUGUGCCUCGAGUGCUCCGGCAAGCACCGCGGCCUCGGGGUCCACAUUUCCUUCGUGCGAUCCGUGACAAUGGAUUCCUGGUCCGAGAUCCAGCUCCGGAAAAUGGAGAUGAGCGGCAAUGACAAGUUCAAUUCCUUCAUCUCUCAGUACGGGGUUCCUAAAUCCACCGAUAUUGUUACCAAGUACAAUACCAAGGCCGCCUCGGUUUACCGAGAUAAGAUCCAAGCCCUAGCGGAGGGGAAGCCGUGGCGGGACCCUCCCGUCGUUAAGGAAACUCUCACCUCCAAUUCCAAUUCCAAUUCCAAUUCCAAUUCCAAUGCCAAUUCCAAUGGUAAACCCCCUUUGAGCGGCGGUAGGAAAGCGACCUCGGACUUUGGUGCCGAUUCCGGCUGGGAUAGUUGGGAUAACUACGAUGAUGUAGGCUAUAAUAACACUAAUAAUACCAACAACAACGACAAUAAUAGUAAUAAUAAUAAUAAUAAUAAUAUAAGGAGAAAUCAGACGGUGGGGGAUUUCAGGAGAGGCGGCGAUGGUGGUGGUGCUCCAUCAAGGUCGAGGUCAACAGAGGAUAUUAAUAGGGCGCAGCUGGAAGCCUCUGCCGCAAAUAAAGAAGGUUUUUUCGCUAGGAAAAUGGCGGAGAAUGAGACCCGGCCUGAGGGUCUUCCACCCUCUCAGGGAGGGAAAUAUGUUGGGUUUGGAUCUAGUCCUUCCCAGAUGCCUAGGAAUAACAAUUAUGCCCAAGGGGGGGAUGUUCUUUCAACUGUUUCUCAGGGGCUCGGUAAGCUAUCAAUGGUAGCUGCUUCAGCAGCCCAGUCAGCUGCAAAUGUAGUUCAAGCAGGGACGAAGGAGAUUACUACAAAGGUGAUAGAGGGAGGUUAUGAUUCAAAGGUGAAUGAAACAGUCAACGUUGUUACAACAAAAACAACUGAGAUUGGUCAUAUGACUUGGGGUAUUAUGAAAGGGGUUCUGGCAUUAGCUUCACAGAAGGUUGAGGAAUAUACUAAAGAGGGGGGCAAUGAUAACUGUAAAAAUGAUAAUUGGCAACAAAACGAUAACCAACAGAAUGGCUAUCAUCCGGAGUUUAAUCAGGACUCGAAGGGAUGGAGUUCUUCAGGAGCUGGGCAGUCUUCAUCUGUCAAUGAAAAUUCUGUCAGCUCAGACUCCUGGGAUGAUUGGGGUAGUAAAGAUACUUGGACGGAGGAACCUAAGAAGGAUGCACCAGCUAGUAACAAUGAUGAGUGGGCAGGCUGGGAUGAUGCUAAAGAUGAUGGAUUUGACAACUUUUACCCGAGUGCAUCUGAUGAUAAACAUGUGGCUUCUAAUGGAAAAUCAGAUUCCAAGUGGACUGAUGGAGGGUUCCUCUGAGGGUUGCAAUUGCUAUUACUUGAACCUUCCCUAAAAAGUUUUCCCUUCUAAAUCUAGUUAUAAUGGCGUAACUUGCUGGAGGAAGGGCUUGUGAGUCCAAACAUCGGAUGUGUAAAAUUGCAAGACAGGGAGGACUAAUUGCUUCCUCCCAGUAAAAGAAGAAACCUUAGAAAAGAAAGAGCUGAAUAGUUUGUUUUUUCUCUUUUUUUCUUAUUUCUCUUUUUUUCUUUUUUCUUUUCCAGACCAUUUUUUAUGUAAUUGAAAUUCAAACCACAUUGGACAUGUAAGAUGAUAAUUGUUUUUUUUUUUUGUUUACUUUUUUUCAUUUCGGUUGGAAUUUAUUAUUUGUUUAUUAUUCCUCAAGUGUAUAUAAACUUUUAAAACUCAA
Ipomoea triloba (trilobed morning glory) is the source of this 2110-nucleotide messenger RNA. Its product is annotated as probable ADP-ribosylation factor GTPase-activating protein AGD6. Gene Ontology annotation, biological process: vesicle-mediated transport. The coding region runs from base 247 to 1722 and encodes 491 amino acids. The record is from RefSeq and is a predicted model, not a curated record. NCBI's taxonomy places the organism in Eukaryota, Viridiplantae, Streptophyta, Magnoliopsida, Solanales, Convolvulaceae. The transcript has 3 exons. Gene Ontology annotation, molecular function: GTPase activator activity.